GACCCUUCCCACCACUAAUGGAGGACUGCACGAGGGCCUGGAGAGUGGGGAAGAGGAGGAGGAGGAGGAGGAGGAGGAGGAGGGUGGUGAUACUCACCUGAUGCAGCGGCUUGAGACUUCCCUGGCAGACAUCAUCGAUGCCGCUGUGCUCAAGAACCUCCGCAUCAACGGCAGCAUCCUCAGCGACCAGUUUGACGCCAUCAUCGCCACGCUCAAGAAAGUGGCGGCGUCCGUUGACUCUGGAGAGACGGGCUCGCCGCCCCCUUCCAAACGUGACUCUCAGAGUAGCACUCGAAGCUCCCUCAGAACCCCCGCCUCUCCCCUCAGUCCCCCUCCUGCGCCGGUCAGCCCCCUGUGCCCCUCCGGCCCCCGCACCCCGCCCACCAAGACACCGCUGUCACUCUUCUCCAUCAACGAGUGCCAGUCUGGCCCCUCAGGCACGCCGCCGGUACGGCCCCGCAACAGGCGACUCUCUCUUCCCAAGGACUCCCUGCAGGAUGCCCCUUCAGAUGUAGGACCACGCAGUUCACACCACGAGCAGGAUGAGCCUGUCAAGGACUUACCCAGUCCUCACAUUUAUGGCAGGAAGAACAGCACAGGAUCGCUUGGUCUGUGGGGCCGCGGUGCUCCACUUCCUCGAAACGGGACGCUGCGCCCCACUGCCACCACCAACAGCGUCACAAACCUGUGCUCUGCCGAGGACUACGCCUCACCUUUCAGUGGUUCAGCCUCCACAUUCCGUAAAGUACACAGCACCACCAAUGUGAGUGGCGGGUCUGGCGGCCCACACCGUCUGUUCCAGCGACACCUAUCCACGCCUGGUCCCGACGACAUCUCGGCGGACCACCGUCUCAGGAAGGGCCUGUCCAAGAGCCGCGAACUCCUGACACAGCUUGAGCACGAGUACCGUCGCAUCAAGGGCGACGACCGGCGAAGCCGCGAUCAGCGGGCGGCAGACCACAGCUGGCUGGAGCAAGAUUUUGACGAGCUGCUGGAAACUCUGUCCACUGAGUCCCCCACGCACCGCGAUCCCCGCGCCUCCUGCCCUCCCACUGGCGAUUGUGACGCCGCCUUGUCCUCGGCCUCUUCCAGUAAGAGCGACAAAUGGAGGACUGCCCGGAGGGAGGCGCCGCCGCGGCCGCCGAUCGAGAGUUUGGUGCCGCCGCGUGCGUCGGGUCCCCCGGGGGCCGAUGGCCGACACAUCUUUUCGUUCUUCCACAAGAAGGGCCGGAGCCACUCCCUCUCCGGUACGGAAGCGAUCAAGAUGGCGCUGCCGGCCACGCCGGAGGUCGAGCCUCAGGCCACAGCCCCGCCCCGCCCCGCGCCCCGCACCGCCCGCAGUAACAGCAUCCCCUCGAGUGCGCCGCUGGGCGUGGUGGCAGGCACCAGUCUGCCCCUCGAUUUGGCAGCUAUCUUCAGGCGGGGUCGUGGGGGCCCACGGAGGGUCAAGUUGAGGCCCCGUCCCACCACGCCGCAGGAGGAAGGAGAAGACGAGGACGAGGUAGAGGAGGAGCAGGAGAGCGGCAAGCAGACCCGCUCUCUCUCCCUGCCCAAGUCCUUCCUCUCCGACAAAUACGGGCUGAGCGGCUUCAAGGCAGCGUUACCAAGGUACGUGUCGAACGGUGACUCUUCUUUUUCCAGCCAGAGGGACGCGUCACGGCAAGUAAGUAUAGAGGGUAGGGAGUAUUAUGACCUUUACUUGCCUUUGCCAACCAUUAUUAGGCGCGGAAAUAUUCUGGUUAAAGUUAGUAUGUCUCGUCAGUUCUCCUUUUUUCAGCCAUAGUGAGAGAGAGACAAGUGGGAGGCUGGGAGCGUGUAAGUAGAAAUUAAGGAAUGUUAU
Portunus trituberculatus (swimming crab) is the source of this 1840-nucleotide messenger RNA. RefSeq lists its product as uncharacterized. The record is from RefSeq and is a predicted model, not a curated record. The transcript has 2 exons. Lineage: Eukaryota; Metazoa; Arthropoda; Malacostraca; Decapoda; Portunidae. The coding region runs from base 101 to 1783 and encodes 560 amino acids.